CCCCGUUUGCGAUAGACCGCCACUAAAUGUCUAGAUCCCUAAUUCCCCUCUGCUUCCGAGCUCCGACCACUCCCUGACUCCACUCCGGCGCCGCCGCGCGGUCGCGCCCACCUUGCCGGCAAGCUCCUCCACCUGCAGCGACCGCCGAUGCUUCAUCUCCCCGACCCCCUCCUCGCGCCCAGCACUGCCUGCUCCAGCGCGGCAGCGCCUGGCUCUUCCACGCCGGCGUCGACACGAGACGUAUGCGUGUGUGUGGAUUUCGCUGGGGGAGGCGGCCGGUGGCCCGAACACUGUAACUCCGGGGCUUGAUGUGUUAGAUGUGUUGGGCAAAAAAUAAAACAAAAUUGGACCGUGCUACCCUCCGUUUGGUUGUUGGGUCCGUGGCCACUGGCUACAGACCUAGACAAGCGCCAUCGCUAGCUGUAGGCUCAUUCCCCUUCCAGGAGCGUUGACCAUCACAUAUAGUUCCACAGAGCAGCAAUUUUCCCAGGCAUGGAUAAGAUGCUUCGCAAGCUCGGCUGGUCUGCUGCCAGACGACGCCAACAAGGAGAAAGUAGUAGAGGGAAUAACACGCACACGGUGUCGCCAAGGCCUCUUACAUUCCAUUUAUUAGAAGAAAUUACAAAUGGUUUUUCUGAGAACCGAAAACUUGGUACUGGUGCAUAUGGAACUGUUUACAAGGGGGAGCAUAAAGACGGGGAAAAGAUUGCUGUGAAGAUGCUUCAUGACAUUCUAGGACUUGACAAUGAGCAAUUUGAAAAAGAAUAUUUCAACCUUGCAGAUCUGGACCACAAAAAUAUUGUGCGAUUAGUUGGUUAUUGCUAUGAAACUCGGCGAGAAUGUGUACCUUACGAUGGAAGAAUGGUUUUUGCUGACAUAACAAAGAGAGCACUUUGCUUUGAGUAUAUGCGUAAUGGAGGUCUUGACAAAUGUCUUUCAGAUGAAACUAGUGGACAUGAUUGGUGCACACGCUAUUCAAUAAUUAAGGGGAUUUGCGAGGGUCUGAAAUACCUGCAUGAGGAACUGGAAUAUCCUAUGUACCAUUUAGAUUUAAAACCGGCCAAUAUAUUACUGGAUGAGAAACUUAUGCCGAAAAUCGCAGAUUUCGGCUUGUCAAGGUUCUUUAGAGGAGAGCAAUCGCAAAUCACAAAAAGUGCUAUAGGAACACAUGGAUACGUACCACCCGAAUACAUAGAUGCAUCUGUUCUCUCAAUUAAGUUUGACAUAUUCAGCUUGGGUGUUGUAAUUAUAAAGAUAAUGACUGGACCAAUGGGCUACUUCAGAAGUGCUGAAAUGUCUACCAAACAAUUCAUAGAGCUUGUACGGACAAACUGGAGGAAGAGGCUACGUGCAGCAUCAGUGUAUCCGCUGGAGUCAUACUCUGAACAAGUAAAGAGGUGCACUGAAAUAGCUGUAAGUUGUGUGGAGGCUGAUCGAUCCAAAAGGCCGUCUAUAGGGGAAAUUGUGAAUAAGCUGAAUGAAACAGAGACAAUCAUUCGAAAUGAGGUAUUAGAACCAGGUGCAUUCAUAGGAAGAGCCAACAUUGCUGGUCUGGAAAAGGCUGUUGCGGUGUUAGAUACCCUUGGCAGUGGCAGGGCAAGUUCGAAUCAUCGCAGCGGGUUUCUCUAUGGGGGAAAAAAUCAAGGAAAUAAAGUCAAUGUUUUGGCAUUUGAAGUCGGAAAUACAAUAGCUAAAGCUUCCAGUUUGUGGAGAUCAUGCUCUGACGAGAGUAUAAAAGAACUGAAGGAAGAAAUCUUGCAUUCAGACGGUGUGCAAAUAUUAAUUUCCUCAAAUUCUAGUGAGCUCCUGCAUAUUGCUACUAUCGACAAGAGGGAAGACCUUGCCAUCUUUUUGAGAGAAGUAAUUCGAUUUGGUGACCUGUGUACAAACCCGAUAUGGCAUAACCUGGGACGCUAUUUUGAGAAGUCAACGAAAGAUUACAUGCCCCAGGAUCAUUCAAAAGAGCAUAUUGGAGCUACUUUCCAGCAGCUGAUUAGUUUGGCUCAAAACACUUCUGAGCUUUACCAUGAAUUGUAUGCUCUGGAUAGAUUGGAGCAGGAAUUUCAAAGGAAAUUUCAUGAGGAGGAGUCUGUACCAGCAGCUAGACGAGAGAGUGUUAUGAUUCUUCACAGUGAACUAAAGCGCCAAAGGAAGCUUGUGAAAACUUUGAAGAAGAAAUCCUUGUGGUCCAAACCUUUGGAAGAUAUUGUCGAAAAGCUUGUUGAUAUCGUCAUUUUUCUGGAUAAACAAAUCCGGGAUGCAUUUGGUGAAGCUGUUCCUGUAGGUACUGGCUUCACCGAGCAAGUUCAGAACAAAAAGCUAGGUCCCUGUUGUCUGGCACUGCAUUACGCUAAAAUUAUCAAUCAAAUUGAAAGUAUAGUCUCUCAGCCACUCUCUCCUAGGGCUAGGGAGAACUUGUACCAUGGACUACCAAUAACAGUGAAGUCAGCUCUGCGGUCACGGUUGCAAUCAGUUAAUACUGAAGAGGAGCGUACUGUAUCUCAAAUCAAGGCUGAAAUGCAGAAAACCCUUUGCUGGAUUCUGCCAAUAGCAGAAAAUACAACAAGAGCACACCAAGGAUUUGGAUGGGUCAGCGAAUGGGCACACUCUGGGAUUCAUAUGGAUGAGAAAUUAGGUUCCCGGCACAGCGUGACUGGCGUCCAGACGCUUUAUCACGCCGACAAGGCGAAGACGGAGGAGCACAUCCUCGAGCUUGUGGUGCUGCUCCAUCAUCUCAUGGUCCAGGUGAAGAGCCGAGGCUAUGUGCAAAACAUGCCUACAAAGCAGGACCAGUCUCCAUCUCGUAAGUUAUCAUCAGAACCGCAAGCUGAUACCAAGCACUGCAUGUCUGACACAUCUCCGAUGAACAACUGUGAGAUCUGCCCAAGCCUGGUGUCGGACAGCGAGCGCCAUAUGCUGGACCCCCUAAGCUUGAGGAGAUGUGAGCCUCAGCCUGGCAGGGGGGACAAGGCGCACCGGAGCCAUGGCAGCUCGCCGGCCAGGGAGUUCGUUCGUAGUCGUAGCUCGGCCUCGGACCGUGAGCUGGUGAAACAUCUGGAUGUAAUAGAUGGUCUAGCAGACUGACCAUCGUUUUGGUAGAGUGAAGACAUUUGGUUGCAAGCACAGAGUAGCUAUUUGUUGGCUUUUGGCUCCACCGUCUGGCUCGUCGAUCAGAUCAAACUCGGAAUUUUUCAAGUAUUUUUUCUUUUGACUUCACUGUUCACUGAGAUCAGAUGAGCUCGGGAGCCGAAAUGGAUAGUCAAUUAUACUGGCAGUAUAUAACAAUGUUACAGCUGGGUGGGUGAUUUGAGUGGAAAUACAGCAGGAUCACAAGUGA
Molecule: messenger RNA, 3337 nt
Organism: Triticum dicoccoides
Lineage: Eukaryota; Viridiplantae; Streptophyta; Magnoliopsida; Poales; Poaceae
Product: protein PSK SIMULATOR 1-like
Exons: 19
Coding region: 493-3084 (863 amino acids)
Biological process (GO): positive regulation of growth; protein phosphorylation
Molecular function (GO): protein kinase activity; ATP binding
Source: RefSeq, a predicted model, not a curated record